AUGGCACGCGAAGGUAUGGCUGGCUUCGUAGUGGGCCGACAUGGCCAAUCAAUCAAGCCCGAUCCAUCUUACGACGACGUGAAGCUUCCGAUCAAGCCUGUCAAGUCGAAGAAGGCCGGCGUAGGUCCAUCAACAAGGCCUGAAAGCGUUCCUCCAAUUCCUCCUAUUCAAUCUCUUCAAGAUGUUCCGCGAACACUCUACGAUACUGACGCCAGUCUUGAUGAUACUACCACCACGGCAGGCACCAGAGUUCUAGAGCAGCCGUCCGGAGAGGAGAGCAGACCCGUUAAGGAUGAAAUGCCGUCGGAUGCGCAACCGAACGAAGCAUUGCAAGGCGAAGGCGGCGAACUCGAGUAUUAUACCACGGAUGACGAAGCUGACGAGGAGCAUGAAGGCACCGUGCACCCGCCACAAGGUGCAGAAGCACGGCAAAAGCCUGACGGUCGUGGUCUAGGUCGCAUCAGUGGCGACACUUAUCCUGAGACCACCUCUGGCCGGCCAUCAACCACCAAUGCUGACGACGACCGUGAGUAUCAGACUUCAGCCUACCCGCAGGGCCUUGGUGCGCAGUCCGUGGUCAUGCCCGGGCACGGCGCUGGCACUCGUCUAUCUCACGCAACCCAUUCCAAGCAAGUUCUCCCACCUGGUCAGAGUGGACAUCAGGAUCGUGCUGGACCUCAACAAUUCCACGCACCUCCUGGUCGGCCUGAAGAUUUCGUGAAGGAUAUAGGUCAAGGCUUUACGUUUGCGCGAAAUGAAUCCCACCCCAAUCGCGCUCAUGCUGCUCCAAUGCCGCACUAUCACAAUCACUCUACCAAGCCCGUGCCAGCCAGCACCGCUCAACACGGUCCUUCGGCAUCGGGCAAUGGUGUUCCCGGGAGACCUGCACGCAGACAUGGUCCGACUCAGCACAUCAAGCCAGAACCUCAGCCCGUCGCUCCGGCGCCGGUCCAGCAGAGCACACGGAAGCGGCUGUCUGAGGGCGCUCUUCGUAACGCCACGCCUGAGCCUCAACAAUCUCAAGAGCCACAGCCACCACAGUUCCAGAUGCAACAGCAGUCUCGAUCUCGUAACGUGCAAGUGCCUCAGGUACAGGCCUUUGAACCACCUGAGAAUGAGAUGAUGUCUGAAGUUGGCGAAGAGAAUAACUACAACAACAUUCCGCCAGAAACCCCUGUCGAGCCACAGCAUGGCACUCGCGAAGCAGCCCCGCUGGACCACUUUCCACCUCAACUCUACGGCAUGUCGUUUACCGUCCUCAAGGCUGCUCCGUUCGACGUAGAUCCCAAUGCAGCAGAACCCACCAGUCUAUCCACACUCCAGCCACACGAUCCACUACCGAAGAGAAUGGAUGCAUUGUUUUCCAUGGAAGACCGGGCCAAAGAGGAGUAUUUCACCUCUCUCGGCAUCGAGGAGUGGGAGGAGGCCGGCGAUUGGUUCCUUGAUUCCUUCACGAAACUUACCAAUCGAUUCAAGACUGCACGCCAAGAAAAGCGCCAGAUCGCCCGGGAGUUCGAGAACGAAGUCGAGUCGCGAUUCGAGUCUAUCUCCAAGAAGCGGAAACUGAUCACUGGUGCCAUGGAGGAGAUGAAGGAGAGCGGUGGAAAGGUACUGCAGGGAACUCCAAAGAAGGCACCAACUCAGUAA
Messenger RNA from Ramularia collo-cygni, 1647 nucleotides. RefSeq lists its product as uncharacterized. The record is from RefSeq and is a predicted model, not a curated record. NCBI's taxonomy places the organism in Eukaryota, Fungi, Ascomycota, Dothideomycetes, Mycosphaerellales, Mycosphaerellaceae. Gene Ontology annotation, biological process: nucleolar large rRNA transcription by RNA polymerase I. Gene Ontology annotation, molecular function: TBP-class protein binding; RNA polymerase I core promoter sequence-specific DNA binding. The transcript has a single exon. Gene Ontology annotation, cellular component: RNA polymerase I core factor complex. The coding region runs from base 1 to 1647 and encodes 548 amino acids.